Molecule: messenger RNA, 300 nt
Organism: Aphis gossypii (cotton aphid)
Lineage: Eukaryota; Metazoa; Arthropoda; Insecta; Hemiptera; Aphididae
Product: luciferin sulfotransferase-like
Exons: 2
Coding region: 1-300 (99 amino acids)
Molecular function (GO): sulfotransferase activity
Source: RefSeq, a predicted model, not a curated record
AUGGCUGAAAUCACGUAUUCAAAUGUUGACAACGAAAUAUCCGACUUUAUUAAUAAGAGUUUUGAUAACACUUUUCGAAAAGGAUACACUAAAGCUAAUGGUGUCAUGUUGCCUGUAUCCUUCAAGAAGUUUGGACAGUGUAUACUAGACAUGGAAAUCAGGGAUGAUGACGUUUGGGUCUGUAGCUUUCCAAAAACAGGAACCACGUGGUGUCAAGAAAUGACGUGGUGCAUUGGAAACAAUGUGGACUUAGAAGGUGCCAAACAAUUGUUGGUAGAAAGAUUUCCAUAUUUAGAGUAA